AGUGAGUGUGCUGAAUCACAAUAAUGCCAAAAUCAAAGGAAAGAGUCUCAGUGUUCACAAAAAAGUACGAAGAGACGUACACUCUGAAAGAUAUCAGGGAUGGAGAUGUGUUCAUUGUGCAACAUGAUUCAAAGGUCCAGAACGCUGGAGUGUACUCUGAUGGACAGAUCGUUCAGCUGAAUGAUCUCAGUCCAGUCCAUCCACAGCACACCUUGAGGGAUAUAGUGGAGUCCAUGCCUCGACAAGUCAUGGCUGUUUUGGGCAAAGGGGGAUCAACACAACCUUCAGCAGGAACAUUUGCUACAGCGGUAAACAAGGUGAAUGUGGAGACGUUCACCUUGGAGAGAACUGAAGAGAACAGAGUAACAGUUUACAGGAAGAAGGGAGGAAUCCCUCGGACAUUCAAAGAAAAUGUUGAUGAAGCAAUGAGCAAAUGUCCAGAAAGCAAUUACACUCAUUACAACUGUAUUGAGUUUGUCAUGGAGCUUCUGGAAGUUUAUCUGCAGCCGACCGCAUCGGACUGCUAUAAGAUUGCCUCUGGCGCUAAACCAAAGGGCUUCAAAGUUGUCAAAAACUUCUCUGAUGAUUACAGUGGAAACGCAAAGCUAGGAGACCUGUUUCUUGUGGAAAGUGGGCUACUUGGCUAUAGCCUCCAUGCUGGAGUGUUCUGCAGUGUAAAGGACCAAGAGAUUAUUCAGUUCAGUUCAGGUGCUGUGAACCGGGUGCAUAUCAAUGGGUUCUCUCGAGGCAAGAAAUUUACAAUUUAUAGGAAGAAGACUGGAGUCUCAAGCAAAAUCCAGAAAACAAUGAAUAAAGCAAUGAGCAGCAUGCCAGAAUAUUCAGAGUCCGAUAAAAAUAAAAGUGUUCGUUUUGCCCUGGAACUGCUCUAUGGAGAAGUGGAGAAAACAGAAAGAGAUGUGGAAGGCUUGACUCAGCUGGUGUUUGGCGAUAACAGUGCAGAUCUGUAGAACCUGAAGAUUUAAAAAUGAUAGGAAAGCACCACACACACACACAAACACACACAUAUAUGUACAGGUAAUUAUAUGUAGAACAAUACCUAUAUGAAAAGCUGUGUUCUUUGUUUUCUGUUCCUGUUAGACACACAGACAAACCAACAGUCUGCUAAUGGAGAGAGAGAGAGAGAGAGAGAGAGAAAGAGAGACAGAGAGAGAACAAGGGAAAGAGAGAGAUUCACCUUCAUCAGUGAAACAGAUGACAUUUGCAUAACACCACUUCAGCAUAAAGGCACUCACAUCAUUCAUUUCUUUAAAAAAAAAUUACAAUCUAAUUUGACCCGAGCUUUCACUAGAGCUCUGAAAACAGAAAUGAGGCUGAUCCAUCCUUUCUUCUCUACUUUAUUUUUCCAGCUUAUGUAGAUAGCCAUUUUUGCUUCUCCUACAGUGAAAUCGAUCAGUUCCCAUUUCUGUUUUUCAGCUUUUUUUAUAACCAGCUCCAAAGAUAAAAGAAACCUGGGACCAUGUUUCCAGCAGCCAUGUUUGCAUUUCAAACAACAAUGAAAAAACAGUUUCAAUUUCAGCACAGAAGGGACAUGUCUUUAUAACAUCUGGAUUUAACUUGGAAAUUAAAACAUUGACCCCCCCACAGCUCCAUGUAAUAUUCUCUGCUGUAAAUCACCCGCUCAUUUCCUAAGUGGCAGUUUAUACAACACUCUCCAUACAGGCUUAAUGUCAUCUAAAACUCCGAGCGUUUUUCUCCACACUGUAUCUAUCUGUCCUCCCAUCCAGCUUUCUUUUAUUUACAGCUUUUACACAACAUCUGUAAACUUCUUUUCUUUCUUUUCACCUCAUAAAUAGGUAAAACAUGUCCUUGGGUAAAACCGUUAAAACUGUUUAAUUUGGGUAAAAGUUCUAGUUCAGGAAAGGGGUCACCUUUAUCUGGUGUUUCUGCUUCCUCAUGAUAUUCCUUGAUUAAGUUCAGUUCCUCUUUAGACAGCUUGCUGAUCCAUUUUUCGAUAAUGGCUUCCAUGUGCUGUAAUGACCGUAGCCCGAGUUCCUGAGCCACCGCUCUCUUGUCUUUAAAAUCCAGUUCUGCAGUAUCCACUAGUCUCCUCAAAGUUGUGAACUGUUUCAGUUCUAGAGUUUGUGGGAGACCUGGAGAACUGUCCUUAAUGUCCAUUCGUCCUCCUCCCGAUGAACCCAUUUAAAGAAGUAAACCCAAAAUAAACCCAUUUAAAGAAGUUCACAAUCUGUGUAAAAACAUUUCAAUUGAUAAAGUGUACAACAUACCUGAUAAUGAGCAGCCUUGUCUGAUUCCCGGUUUUACUUUAAAAGGAACGCUUAACCCUCCAAUGAUCUUCAGUACACUUUCAGCAUCUUGGUACAUCACCUUUACCAUUGUGCUAUAAGACUGGGGCUGAGGCCAAAUGUCUCCAGAGUUUUCCAGAAGUUCUGAUGCUCAACCCUAUCAAAAGUUUUUUCUUGGUCCAGUGAAAUCAGACCAAGGUCAACUGCCAGUGAACUGGAGAUGUCCAAAAUGUACAGAAUCAAGGAAACAUUAUCAAUGAUGGAUCUACUGGGCACACAAUACGUCUGUUCAGCUUGAAUUAUUGAGUCCAUGAUGUCUCUGAGCCAACAUGCUUUUGACAUUAUUUUAUAGUCUGUACAGAACAGUGACACUGGACUCCAGUUUUUAAUGUCCUAUAAAUCCCCUUUCUUGGGGAGAAGGGUGAUCACCGCUUUCCGGCUGCUCAGGGGUAGACACAUUUCUCUGCAGCUUUUGUUGAGGACCUCCAGCAGCUCUUCUCCAAGCUUCUGCCAGAAGAACUUGUAGAAUUCCGCUGGUAGGCCAUCCAUUCCAGGCGCUUUUCCUCCUGCUAUUGAGUUCAAGGCAGCCUGCAGCUCCUCCAGAACCAGCGGUGCUUCCAGUAUACAUGAAUCUGCUCGGUCCGUUCUGUUUUUUCCAGUCCUAAGUAAAGCUGUGAUGGAGCGUCCAUUUCGUUAGCUCCUUUGAAUUGUGAUCGUACAAGAGCACCCUGUGUUUUUGUGCCCAAUAGAUCCAUCAUUAAUGGUUUUUUUUACUUUGAGGUUCUCAAAAUAUCCUCUGUUUCCUGUGGACUCAGUUAAAGUCUGUAGUUCCACUAUUUCCAUCUCCAGUUCCCUUUAAUGAUUUGGUGAUGUCCCUUGCGACGUUGGCAGUGUACUACUGACAGAGUGGCUGGAUUAAAACCUGCCCAUGGUCCCACCACUGUCUGCAGGAGAAGUCGUCUCUCUUCUCUUUUCCAAGAGAGGUUCAGAAAACUCUAAAAGACUCCAUAAAAUUAGCAUCAUUCAGUAAAGAAACAUUAAAAUGCCAGUAUGCACUUCUGGAUUUAAGAUUUGCAGUAAAAACUUUGCAUCUGACUAAAAAGUGCUCUGAAAAACUGACAGGUGUUAUUUCACUAGCUUUGAAGGUUAUGUUUAAAACAAUAAAAUCUGUCUAGUCUAGCUAGCGAAAUAAAGUGAUCUCUAGAGUGUGUAUUGUCUCUCAGUUCCAUGCAGUCUUCUCCACACAUCUACCAGAUCGUGAGUUUUUAUGACGUGUUAAUGUAAGCUUAGAUGCUGCAUGGGGUUCAUAUUUCGCUUUAACUAAUAUUAAUCUGCCAGCAAUCAUUUCCUGUGUGGUGUAGGAUUCGGGUAAAAAGUGUUUGUUAAAGAGAAUGUCCACUCCUGCACUCCUCCAUCCCAUUCCAUCAUCCAUUUAUCUUCAUCUUUGUUCUCGCUGUGUGUUUCCUGUAUGAAUGUCACACGUGUUUUCAUUUAAUUCAUUCAUAUAAUUCUGUCCUUUUUCUUACAUCCCUUCCGUAUAUUUAAGGAAGCUAUGUUAAAAUCAGUCAUGAAUAAAAAUAAAGAAAGGAAAACGAUUAGCGUUGUUCUACAGGGUUUGUUUUAUACGCUCUCUUCAUCUUCACACAGCAGAUCUUGUCUUGUUCUGGUUACGAACUUUUUUAAUCGGAAUAUUUCCUGGUGAGUAAAGUCCCUGUUCUUUUCUUUUAUUAUGGCCAUAGGUGAGUCCACAAGUUCUGUUUAUUGGGGAAGUACUGGUCUACUCGGAUUCCUUUCAUGUUUUUUGUUUUUUGUUGAAAGCGUUUAAUCUCUUUAGCUUUAUAUCUGUUUUGUUCAUCAUUGUUUUGUUCGUGUGGGCAGCACGGUGGCUUAGUGGUUAGCACACAGCAAGAAGGUCCUGGGUUCGAAUCCCGAGUUUGAACAGGCAGGGGCCUUUCUGUGUGGAGUUUGCAUGUUCUCCCCGUGCCUGUGUGGGUUUACUCCGGGUACUCCGGUUUCCUCCCACAGUCCAAAAACAUGUACAUUAGGUUGAUUGUUAAUUCUAAAUUGCCCAUAGGAGUGAGUGUGAGUGUGUGUGGUUGUCUGUCUAUAUGUGUGACCCUGUGAUGGACUGGUGACCUGCCCAGGGUGUACCCCUGCCUUUCACCCAGUGUGUGCUGGGAUAGGCUCCAGCAGAUCCCCGUGACCCUAAUUAGUAACAAAGCGGGGAUAGAAAAUGGAUGUUUUGUUUGUCUUCAUCACUUUCUGCUUCUGCAUUUGUGUCACGGUCACUGCUAGAUUCCACUUCUGCUUCCUGACUGUUUAUAACUUGUUUUUCUUUUUCUAUUUCAACUAGUCCUUUUCUUUCUUGUCAGAGAUCUACUGUUUCCUGUUUUAGAUUUUAAAACCGUUAUGAUCAUGUCAAUGUUUUCUGAACCUGAACGCUCAUCAUUACUUUGAUUGUUAGCCGGUCGCGAGCUCUGUAUGGUGUUCUCACUUACAGUGACUUGUGAUCAUCUUCUUCUGUCUCCAUCUGGUUUGUUUCCUGCUCAGUGUGUUUUUUUUUACUUCUUCUUGACCCUCUGUGUCACUUUCUUGAUUUCUUCCUGUCCGCUUGUUUGUGCACUGUUCUCUCCACUGUCCUGAUUAUCAUUCACCUGUUCCCUUUCUUUGUUGUUUUGUUUUUGUCAUUUCUUUCUCCUGGUCACCUGUUGCUUCAUUUUUAGGACAAUUCCUUAUUAAUUGUCCCCCUCUUGACCACAGCCAAAACACUUUAAGUUUCCAGAAGUUGCAAAAAUGACAUUCUUCUCUGCUUAUGUUUAUUUUAAACAUGAUGUUCAGAUCUUUGUCCCUGUUGAUCAAUAUCAUGUACACACGUCUCCUCUUCUCUACAAAAAACACCACAGCCUUAUUCUUCUGGUGAACAAUGCUCCUCCUGCCCAUUAACUUUGCUGCUGCUGAAACGCGUUCCUCUACUGAGCAUGCGCCAGUCGCUAGCACUUUAAACCCAUGCUCACACACACACACACACACACACACACACACUCACAAAACAACACUCACUUCUCAUUAUCCACUCAAUUCACCCAACAUACAACCAAAAGAAAUAGAAAUAGUAAAAACUGAGUUUUCACCUCUAUCACAUGCUCACACGCUCCGUCCACACACACACACACACAGAGAGAGAGAGAGACACAGAGAGAGAGAGUCAGAGAGAGAGAGAGACAGAGAGAGAGAGUCAGAGAGAGAGUCAGAGAGAGAGAGAGAGAGACAGAGACAGAGAGAGAGAGUCAGAGAGAGAGAGUCAGAGAGAGAGAGAGACAGAG
This is a messenger RNA of Hemibagrus wyckioides, 5587 nucleotides long. RefSeq lists its product as uncharacterized. Lineage: Eukaryota; Metazoa; Chordata; Actinopteri; Siluriformes; Bagridae. Bases 24 to 968 code for a protein of 314 amino acids. The transcript has 7 exons. The record is from RefSeq and is a predicted model, not a curated record.